This is a messenger RNA of Coccinella septempunctata (seven-spotted ladybird), 5553 nucleotides long. RefSeq names its product protein son of sevenless (gene Sos). The record is from RefSeq and is a predicted model, not a curated record. The coding region runs from base 264 to 4316 and encodes 1350 amino acids. Gene Ontology annotation, molecular function: DNA binding; guanyl-nucleotide exchange factor activity; structural constituent of chromatin. Gene Ontology annotation, biological process: positive regulation of GTPase activity; Ras protein signal transduction. Gene Ontology annotation, cellular component: nucleosome; plasma membrane. NCBI's taxonomy places the organism in Eukaryota, Metazoa, Arthropoda, Insecta, Coleoptera, Coccinellidae. The transcript is spliced from 18 exons.
CUAAUCAAGAAAUCGUCAAAUAAAACAAUAUGGCGUUUAUCGGCGAUUGUCAACUCUUAAAAUUUUGGUGAUCGGUUUUCUUGAUUGUGGUUCUUGUGAUUGUUGUUGAGAAAAAAUUAAUUUCUCAGAAGAAAUGGUCGAAUAAGUGGAAGAAAUUGAAACGGAUAUGUAGUUUUAGGUUACUUUAUGUUCGAUAAUGAACAAUGACGGUUAUAUGUAUUCUUUAAGGUGUUUUUGUGUUUUUCGUUAAUUUAUUUUUUCAAAUGAUGAAUGCAGUGAAUGUGCCAGACCACAUAUAUGAUUUCAAUAACGAAGAAAAUCUGGCCAAAUGGAAAGGAGUGUUAACUACCGCUUUAAAAAAGGUCUUGGAGACUGUACAUCCAUCCUUGGAGGCUCAAGAAGACGCCUUGGAAUAUGUAGAAAACUUAUGUUUACGGCUGUUGGCUAUGCUUUGUGCAAAACCUAGUCCACAUACAGUACAGGACGUGGAGUAUAGAGUUCAAAGUACUUUUCCAACGCCGAUAGAUAAAUGGGCCUUAAAAGAAGCUCAGGAGGCUGUGGAUCGUGGUAAAAAGAAGUCUGCUUUGUUAUUACCAGUAGACAAGAUCCACAGUUUAUUACAGAAGGAAUUACUUUUGUAUAAGGUUGACCUAACUGUAUCUUUGUUCCUGGUAGCUGUCUUGGAGUAUAUUUCAGCAGAUAUUCUAAAAUUAGCAGGAAAUUAUGUGAAACACAUCAAGCAGGUCGAAAUCACUUAUCAAGAUGUUCAGAUUUCGAUGAAUGCCGAUAAGGCUUUAAUGGACAUGUUCUACCAAGAUGAAGGAAAUGGAGCAGGAAUUCCUUCGGAACCUCAGGUGUUGGUUACUGCAGCGCCCAGGACCAGUCUUACCUACGAGGAGGUGGUCAGAGAACUUAUUGCAUCGGAAAAGGCUUACAUGAGGGAGCUUCACAUGCUCAUCAAAGUUUUCAGGGAGGAACUUAUAAAGUUAGGAUCGGAUCAAAGAGAGAUCGAUUGUAUAUUUUCAAACAUCAUGGAUUUGUACGAACUGACCUAUACGUUGUCCGGAAGUUUGGAAGACGUUAUAGAAAUGGCCCAGGACCAGAUGCCUUACAUCGGCAGUUGUUUCGAAGAGCUGGCGGAAGCUGAGGAGUUCCAAGUCUAUUCGAAAUACGCCAAAGACGUGACUUCGACAAGGUGUAGGGAGACGUUGAACAACCUGCUCUCCAAGCCGGAAAUCGAGAGUUCCCUCAUAUCUGCCGGUCAAGGCAUGAGGCUGGCCCUCAAAUACUACCUUCCGGCCCUCCUCAUGGGCCCCAUAAGACACUGCUUCUCCUACAUGGAGUACAUCAGGAUACUGAAGGAGCUGUCUUCCGCCGAAGACAAGGAAUCUCUGGAGCAGGUCGAGGUUAUGUUGAAACCUCUGCAGAUGGAGCUAAGUAGAUGCGUGCCUUCUUCAGCCUUGCCUAGGACCUCGACCCCCCUCCUGCAGAUCAGGGCGCGUCGCCAGGCGGCCCUGGAGAAGAUCCAGGAGCUGGAGAAGAUAGUCGAGAACUGGGACUCGAAGGACAUCGGCCAGUGCUGCAACGAGUUCGUCCGCGAGGACGUCCUGCUCAAGGUGAGCUCGGGCAAGAGGCUCACCGACCGCAGGGUGUUCCUGUUCGACGGUCUGAUGAUCCUCUGCAAGCCGAACACGAGGAGACAGAGCUCCAUCCACCACAUGAACCAUCCGGAGUGUCGGCUCAAGGAGCGGUUCUUCAUCAGGAAGGUGGAGAUCAUCGACCAUCAGGACACGGACGAGCUGAAGAACUCGUUCGAGAUCUGUCCCAGGCAGCAGCAGACGCCCGUGCUGCUGUGCACGAAGAGCGCCGACGAGAAGAACUCCUGGAUGGCCGAUCUGGUCAUGUUGAACAACAGAUCCAUGUUGGAGAGGAUCCUGGACAGCAUCUUGUCCGACAUCGAGCGAAAGCACCCUCUGAAACUCCCCUCCCCGCAGCUGUACAAGUUCGCGGAGCCGGAUUCCAAGGACAACAUCAUCCUGGAGCAGAGGGAGAACGGGGGCGUUCCCCUGAUAAAGGGCGCCACCCUGUACAAGCUGGUGGAGAGACUGACGUACCACAUCUACGCCGACCCGAAGUUCGUGCGCACCUUCCUGACCACCUACCGCAGCUUCUGCUCCCCCAACGAGCUCCUGGACCUGCUCAUCGAGAGAUUCAGCAUCCCCGAUCCGUCCCUCGUCUACGAACUGGACUGCUGCGACACCGAGAAGAUGCAGAAGUGCAAUCAGCGGGAGGACUGGAAGAAGUACCGGAAGGAGUAUUGCCAACCCGUUCAAUUCAGGGUUUUGAAUGUGCUUCGACACUGGGUGGACCAUCAUUUUUACGAUUUUGAGAGGGAACCGGAACUCCUGUCGAAACUGGAGAAGUUUCUUGACUCGGUGAAUGGGAAGAGCAUGAGGAAAUGGGUCGAUAGUGUCUUGAAAAUAGUACAAAGGAAGGUGGAAAACGACACCCAGCGUCACAUAAAAUUCGCUUUCGCCGAAAAUCCUCCACCCAUCGAGUGGCACAUACCCUGCGGAGAGGAGGACUACGGCAUCCUCACCCUGCACCCGGUGGAGAUAGCCAGACAGCUCACAAUCCUCGAGUUCGACCUCUACCGCAACAUCAAACCCUCGGAAUUGGUGGGUUCGGUCUGGACUAAAAAGGACAAGGAGAAGACCAGUCCGAACCUGCUGAAGAUGAUCAAGCACACCACCAACUUCACGAUAUGGCUGGAGAAGAAUAUAGUGGAAGCGGAGAAUUUCGAGGAGAGGGUGGCCAUCUACAACAGGAUCAUCGAGAUCAUGAUCGCUCUGAACGAGAUCAAUAAUUUUAACGGGGUUUUAGCGGUGGUCUCGGCCACGGCCUCUGCUUCGAUACACAGGUUGAAACUGACGUAUCAGGCGCUAAGUCAACAGAAGCAGAAGGCGUUGGAGGAGUGUAGGUCGGACGAUCACUUCAAGAAGUACCAGGAGAAGUUGCGUAGCAUCAAUCCGCCCUGCGUCCCCUUCCUCGGCAUGUAUCUGACCAACAUCCUUCACAUCGAGGAGGGAAACCCCGACUUCUUACCCAACACCCAACUGGUCAACUUCUUCAAACGGAGAAAAGUGGCGGAGAUCACGGGGGAGAUACAACAGUAUCAGAAUCAACCUUACAUCUACACCGUCGAACCCAAGAUCAGGCAUUUCCUGGAGAACCUGUGUCCGUUCGGCGACAUGUCCGAGAACGAGAUCAACAACUACCUGUACAACAAGUCGAUCGAGAUCGAGCCGAGGGGCUGCAAGCAGAUACCCAAGUUCCCGAGGAAGUGGCCGCAUCUGAACCUGAAGAGUCCGGGUAUCAAGUCGAAGACGUCGUCGGUCAGGCAACUGAUAAACAGCACGAGCACCCUCGGCUCGUCGACCCUUAGUUCGGCCAGCAUAUCGAGCGUGAGCACCAUCAGCGGCUCGGCCAAGGGCAACAACAGCGAGGAGCCGAAGAGCGAGGAUUCCUCCAGGUCCGACAACGAUUUCAGCGUGUUUGCUUCGGUACAGCUGGGAAGCACGGGACAGAACAGCCCCACCUUGUCCCCCGUCUCGCCCGCCGGACCUUCAUCCUGGAGACCCGCGAUGCACAUGCGGAGUCCCAGCACGAGUUCCACGAGUACCAUCGCGUCCAUCAGGUGCGGAUCGGUGUCUAGGAGCGAGGUUGUGAACGCCAUACCACUGGCCCCCAGAUACUCGACAUCGGUGGCUCCGAACAGUCCGGGUCCCAAGAGCCCCGUGUCUCCCACCUUCGAUUCCAUCAGCCCCAGACUGCCUUGCACCCCUCCCCCCAUCCCGCCGAGGAGGAGGAGAGACAGUCCGGAAAUCAGCUCGCCUCAGCAGAUGAAGCAGGCCCCCGACGCACCCAUCCUCCCGCCUAGGGAGUCCUCGCCGCCUCCCCUGCCCCCCAGGAGGGAGACGGGUCUCUCGCCCUCCGCCUUCAGCCACUCCCACCAGGCCUCUCUACCCAGCUCGCUGACGAUGGGAAUGGGCACCAUGCCCCGACUGCACCCCACGCACACCUCCCAACUGCACAUAAGGAGGCACUCCUCCCAGCCCCAACAACCCUCCAGGCCGGUCCUGAUGAACGGAGGAACGCCAUCGUCGUCGAUCCCGCCGCCCAGCAUAUCGCCCAGGUACGGCAGCGACUCCCCGACGGGGCAGGUGACGCCCAAGCUGCCGCCCAAGCCGGCCGUGAGGUCUGCGGAGUACGCCUCCGGCACCAGGUUCCAGUACCCGAGCACCACGACCACCUGACGAAGGGCCGACAAGCCGGCCCGGAACCGCAAGAAGAAAUGCUGAGCGCGCCCGGCCGGCCGGAUCGAAGAUCGGGCGUUUCUUCUUCCGCGCGACGGCGCCGUCGAUGACGUUCGAGGUUAUCGCGCGUCCUGACGUUCGGUUUUAGGUUAUGUCCGAUGUGAGGUCGAUCGCGUCGGUUUUGAUUCGAUACGGGCGGGUUAACCUAAAAAAUAAGAUCGCGCAUAGAAUCGCCGGGAGGAAACGUCAACGUCAACGUCACUUUGACGUUUGCGACGAAAUCAGGUAACUCUUCGGACUGUGGCCAUUAGCUGAUGCCUUCCACUCGCACUUUUGGUCUUCUUUCGUCAAAAUCCGAUCGAAAUUUCGUCAGUUGGUGUCCACCAUCGAUAGAUUUAUCGAAUACUAAAAAACCAAGUGCCACAUAAAUUAUUUAAAUAAAAAAAAAUCUUCGCUUCUUCUUCGUUGAUCUGGAAGUAGAGAAACCAAAUGAACUGUUGUGCAAUCUCCCCUCGUGGUGUUUUAUCGGUACAAGAAUUUCAAUGCAAUCUUAUAAAAAUCAAUGUUUUACCUUCAUAUACAGGGCGGUUGGCGAAAUGGUAACGUUUGGAGCGUGUUGCCCUGUAUUUGCGAGGGGUUAUGUCGAUAUUAAUUGUGAUUAUUUGAUGUAUUUAAGAUAUAUAUAUAUAUAUACACACAUAUAUAUUGAAUGGUGAAUAUUUUAAUAAAGAAAAAGAAUUCUCUAAAUUGUAAAUUGUGUAAAAAAUAUGUAAAAUACUGUAAAUGUAUAUUAUAGUGGCCAGCAGAAAUACCUACAGUAUAAUACGAGAUUUUAUAUGUUGAAAUUUUUUAUCGAAGAUAUUAGAGGACGAGACAAGGAAGACUCGGAUUUCCUUGUCGUGUCGAGGAAAAAGAAUUGUUGAAAAAAAAUUAUAUAUAUAUAUCUAGCUGUUAUCGUGUCAUUCCUCGUAUGUUAAUUGAAAAUAGCGUUAUAUUUUAGUGUUUUCGGGAAUCUUUCUUUACCGAGGAUUGACCCUUUUUACGUUACAAAAUGGACCUCUGUUUCUUUUAGAUUUUGCGUUUUCAGUAUUUUUUAAAAUGAGAAAAUGCUACGCGCGCCCUCUCGCGUAGUUUGAAUUUUUCGAUUCUUUUAAACUGUGAUAGUAGCAAUGGACCAUAAUUUGUAAAAAUUGAACAUGUUCAAUAUAAGUACAAUAAAUGUAUUGAUGUACAGAAA